AUUCCAUCCAGUACAUGUCUGUGUUUAUUUGUGCAUGCAAAAAAGUUAUUUUUAUUUGUUUUUUAAAACAACCGGUUAUCUCAGCUCACAUUCCUGGACCACAUUCCUGCAUCAUCUGUUAAAUUGUUGUUGUGCUUUUUUUUGUUUGUUUGUUUUUUUGUUUUUGUUUUUGUUUUUUUUAUAUCCAUUACUUAAGCAUCCUUAAUUGGUUCUGGAACUUUAAAGACACGCAAAACUAUUUCCCAGGAUGGUUUGACCCGAUCUCAGGUUGCAGUGUGGAGUACCUGCAGUAAAGAAGACAUCAUUCUCAGACUUAUGCUUCGAGAUUUCCUUUCUUUUGUUUUGUCAUAUCAAGACCAUGGCUCACACUAAGUGGAAGAGCUGGUCGAUAGUGUUGUUGCUGUGUUUCUUGCUGGUGUGGAUUGCUGAUGGGAAUGUGGGUUUAUCUCCAGAUGAAGGAGUAGCAACACCGUCCUGCUAUGGAGGUUUCGACCUCUACUUCGUCUUGGAUAAGUCUGGAAGUGUGCAGCAUCACUGGACUGAGAUCUAUAAUUUUGUUGCACAUCUGGCUUAUAAGUUCAUUAGCCCACAGCUUCGAAUGUCCUUCAUCGUAUUUUCCACAGAGGGCCGGAUUCUCAUGCGGCUAACGGAGGACAGAGACAAAAUUCGCAGAGGUUUGGAGGAGCUCCAGAGAGUUCUACCAGGAGGAGAUACUUUCAUGCACGAGGGUAUUCAAAGAGCGAGUGAACAGAUUUACUAUGGGAACACAGAGGGAUACCGGACAGCGAGUGUCAUCAUCGCACUCACAGAUGGAGAAUUGCAUGAGGAUCUUUUUUACUAUGCUGAAAGAGAGGCCAAUCGUUCCCGCAGCCUGGGUGCUUCUGUCUAUUGUGUAGGGGUGAAGGACUUCAAUGAAACACAGCUCGCCAAGAUUGCAGACAGCAAAGAUCAUGUUUUCCCAGUGAAUGGUGGGUUUGAGGCUUUGCAGAGUGUGAUCGAUUCGAUCCUUAAAAGAUCUUGCAUCGAGAUUCUUGCAGCAGAACCUUCCAGUAUCUGUGCUGGAGAGUCAUUCCAGGUUGUCGUGAGGGGAAAUGGCUUCCUUCAUGCCAGGAAUGUGGAUAAAGUCUUGUGCAGCUUCAGAAUUAAUGACACCCUCACAAGGAUGGUAAAGCCAUUGGUAGUGGAAGACACGUACCUACUGUGUCCUGCGCCGGUACUUAGAGAAGAGGGAACGGCAGCUUCCCUUUACGUGAGCAUGAACGAAGGCCUCAGUUUCAUCUCCAGCUCUGUGACCAUCACCACUGUAAGCUGUUCUGAUGGUACAAUCCUGGCUGUAGCUCUGCUGAUUCUGAUGCUCUUGUUGGUGCUGGCUCUUCUCUGGUGGUUCUGGCCUCUUUGCUGCACUGUGGUACGGGGAACAUGUGGCCUGACACGGCAGUGCAAGACAAUUCACAUCAUCCAUGAACCACCACCACCCCCAAAAGAUGACAGUUCGGAUGAAGAGGAUGACGGAGCGCCAAAGAAGAAAUGGCCAACAGUGGAUGCUUCCUACUAUGGAGGGCGUGGAGUUGGGGGUAUUAAAAGGAUGGAGGUACGCUGGGGUGAAAAGGGAUCAACUGAAGAAGGCGCUAAACUGGAAAAGGCUAAGAAUGCCAGGGUAAAGAUGCCAGAACAGGAGUUUGAAGCUCCUCAGACUCGGGUUCUGAACAACGGCAUGCACACACUUCCAGGCCCUCGCAAGUGGUAUUCUCCGAUUAAGGGUAAACUGGAUGCCUUGUGGGUACUCAUGAAGAAAGGCUAUGACAGAGUGUCUAUCAUGAGACCACAACCAGGAGACAAGGGUCGCUGUAUGAACAUCACCCGUAUCAAGUCAAGCUCGUCUCCACAUUAUCCAGCGUAUAACCGCCACACCCCGAUCUACACACCACAGCAAAGCUGCACCACUCCUCCUCCUCCUCCUCAGAGCCAGCUUCCUCCAGUCUCCAUCACGCCGUCUCCACCCAUCACGCCUCCUCCAUCAUACACCCCUCCGUCAGCCUGGUCCUCGUCAUCGGCGCCUGUUUUCUUUGCUUCGCCUCCUUCUCCUCCAGCCUCACCUACAGGACCGCUGCCUCCUCCCCCACUAGCCCCGCCUCCAGGCCGUGUCCCUCCUCCUGACCGCCUUCCACCACGCCCUUCCCUCUAGGGCUAUGUUUGUGAGCGUGGAAGCGAAUUCAGGAAGUCGGUGGGAGACUCAAAUCAUUCUCCUUUACCUUCUGUGUGGCCUUUGACAAUAAAAAAUUAAUGACUGGCCCACCAGUGGGAACAAACGCAAGGGGACAGACUACGUCUUCAAUUUCAGCUAGGAAACUACAGGAACCACAACACAGACCAAAGCAAUAUUACAGACCACACUGAACACCACGCACAAGUCGUCAAAGCAAGCUUUCACAACGGGCCACUGUUACUCAACCCCACGUGUCUAAACGACAGAAUGGACAUACAUCUGAAGCCAUUUGCAGUUUGAAAAAAAAUGGAGCAGUGAAUGAUCCAUUUAUGAAGUCUAUUUAAUGGGAAAAGUUGCAAUAACUGCAUGGUUUGUUCAUUCAUACAGCUAAUACACAUUCAUGAGACGUUUAUAUAAGAUAAGUCCUACAAAUAAAACAGAAUCCAGUCUCUAAAUCUAGAGAAACUUCUGCCAGAAUCCUGAGUGUGACAAAUGUGACAGUAUUUGGUGUUAUUCACUCGCAUAUGCAGUUUGCAUAUUAGAAAGGAAGGAAGGAAGGAAGGAAGGCAAGAAAGUAACAUAAAAUCUAGCAAAGAAAGAAAGAAAGAAAGAAAGAAAGAAACUAUAUCCGAUCUAGCUAAGAAAGAAACGUUUCUUUAGGACUUUUAGCUUAGGAUUUAUUUCACGAAGGUUUUGCACAUUUUUACACACAAUCCUUUAGUAAACAAGUCGCUCAGGCAUUCAGUAAUAAUAUCCACAUCUGUAAAUGUAAUAUACUUUGAUAUUCUAGCUGUAGGUUCAUUGUUGUAUGACUUUUUCCCCUCACAUUUUCUAUGUUAGGUAUUCGCCUGUGCAAUAGUGUGUUUUUUAGUCCCAGAACUGUGGAAUAUUACGUGCUGGAGUUUAUUUCUUGGCCUGUCAGUGCACACUUGAUAAGAUGUACAAGUGCACAACCACCUUAUCGCAUACUUUUAUACAUGUCGUGUAUAAAUAUACAUAAAUAUCCGAUGCCUUUUUUUUUCCCUUGGUGUAUUGAUGUUGGGUCAUUUUAUCAAAUAUUUGUGUCCUAAACUGUGAUCUUUGCAUCAUGUAUAAGAGGAGUAGAAUACAGUAAGCUUCUAAACUCCAGAAGAACUGAUGGAAAUCCUUGUUUGUUGCCAAUGAGACUCCUUCCAGCAGUGUGUCUGGUCUGAAUGAUGUGUUUUAUACUCUAUCACUGUGUUAUGAUCAUUUUGGGUUCUGCUUUCAUCACAUUUGGGUCCUAAAUUAUUACAAAACUUGUUCUAAGACUAAUGUGCAAGACUAAUAUAGUACACACACUUCGAUGACUGAUACCCAAGUACGCAAAGGGUUUUUUUUUUGCUCUUUAAUCAUAUUUGGUUCUGUAUCAGUGAUAAAUAAGAGCUUGCUUUGUUCUCUGUGUGUGUUUCGGCAAGCGCUGUGGUUGAAUUUAAGGAGGACGGGAAAGAAAAACCUCAUAACGGCGAGCAGAAAUGACGGAAUCGUUUUCAGAAGCAGACGUGAAGUAAGACUUAAUAUUGCAGGGACACAAAUACUGAAAAUGUAUCAGCUGUUAAAUUUGUCUAGGUGUGUACAUACUGUUUCUGCAUUAGCACUCGUUCUUAUGUGUGUCUCGCUUUUUAUAAAUGCAUUUGUUAAA
This is a messenger RNA of Tachysurus vachellii, 3866 nucleotides long. Its product is annotated as anthrax toxin receptor 1-like. The transcript has 19 exons. The record is from RefSeq and is a predicted model, not a curated record. The coding region runs from base 359 to 2185 and encodes 608 amino acids. Gene Ontology annotation, molecular function: signaling receptor activity. Gene Ontology annotation, cellular component: membrane. Lineage: Eukaryota; Metazoa; Chordata; Actinopteri; Siluriformes; Bagridae.